Molecule: messenger RNA, 2304 nt
Organism: Candoia aspera
Lineage: Eukaryota; Metazoa; Chordata; Lepidosauria; Squamata; Candoiidae
Gene: IL15
Product: interleukin 15
Exons: 6
Coding region: 300-770 (156 amino acids)
Biological process (GO): positive regulation of cytokine production; neutrophil activation; immune response
Cellular component (GO): extracellular region
Molecular function (GO): cytokine activity; cytokine receptor binding
Source: RefSeq, a predicted model, not a curated record
UUUCUUCCCGCUUCGGACCCCGUUAGAACACAGCUUUUUCCCCGCUGCCCCAGCAGACUCCCCUACGCUCAGCCCGCCGGCGCAGAGAGGGACGGCUCUGGCCGUCUCCUCCCUGCCUUUCCUUCCCUUUUUACGCAGUGCCUGAAGGGCGGGCGGCGCGCGUUGUCAUGGGCUCAUCCACGAGAGGCUGAGGUUGCUGAGUGCUUGCUGCCUCCCAGGAUAUAGGUUAAGGAUUGAAUUCCUCACCACUAGUUAAGUCUCAUCCAGUAUGGGGUCAAGAAGUAUUCCAGAAAGGAAUCAUGGUCUCUAACACUGUGCUGAAAUCUGUUCUCCAGUUUCCUGAAAACGUGAAAAAGAAAUUUCUGGUUUUUUAUCUUAUUCUGAGCUCAUGUCUACUACAUAUCCAGGCCACCGCUCUUUUGGCUGAAGUUCUUCCUGAUUUGGAAAAGAUUCAAGUCAGCUCUGAGAUUGAUGCCUUUUUAUAUACUGCAGAUUUAAAUUACCCUAGUCAUUGUAAUGUAUCGGUGAUAAAAUGCUUCCAGCUUGAGAUGGAAGUAGUUUUGUAUGAGUCUAAAUUUGGGGAUUCAAACUUUUGUAAUAGUGUGCAUCGUAUAGUCAGAAUUAUUAAAAAAUUUCUAUCCCAUGAAAUGAAUACAGAUACACGCACCUGCCAACGAUGUGAAACAUACAAAGAAAAAAAAUAUCCAGAAUUUAUAGCAAACUUCAUGUCUGUUGUACAGCGAGUCAACAGAGAAGAGAGGAAAAAAUGAAAACUGAGACACUCCAUUGUAACUGGAAGAAAUAGUUUAUUGCCUCUGUGGAAAGAUAGCUUCUCAGUGGUCAGCCUGAGCCUUCUCUCUUUCUUUUUUUCCUUCCUUUCUGGGACUUUGAAAUACAGGUAGUCCUCAUUUAGCAGCUGCCUCAUUUAGUGACCAUUUGCAGCUAAGCCUGUGGAAUGUCAGCCUCAGGAGAGACAAAGCCAGGAAUCAUAUGAGAAUCAAACACAGGCACCACCUGAGCAGCUGGAGAAGUCAGAUAAGGAUGAUAUAAGGCUUCGUAGCCCCUGCACCCGGUGAGUAAUGUGCAGAGCAGAGCAAUGCCAUUCCAUUAGGUUCCUCGUCAAGCAAGGGAGUAAAUCUCCUGAUUAGUGACUGCUGGCUGCAGCCUAAUUUAAGAAGCAGCUCUGACACAUGCUCCCUUUGCUGGAAAUAAUGUCUGAUCUCUGGCUUUUGCUGGCAUUCCUGUGAAUUCCUGUUCAUGUAAGAAACCUUGAACCUUUGACCUUUGGACUGGCUGACAUCCCUGACCUGGCUCUCUGAACCUUGGAUUGAUUUUGGACUAUUCUGCACAUUCCUGUUAAAAAGCAAAUCCUUCAGGCAAGCUUCUGUUUUGUUUACAUUCUUUGCUUGCUGUUAUCUCUUCAGCCUUGAAGUGAUACUACUAAUCUCCAUAGCAGUUGUGUUUGAGUGUGUGUGGUUGAAAUCUGAAGCAGGACACCUAAAGCCUCAUGAAAUCCAGAAGUGCCAACAGCUGGCCAACCAGAAGCUGAUAGCAAACUUUUCUCCUCCAAAGACUUAAGAGACACUAAAGUUACUGCAGUAGUUCAGGACAGAGAAAACCAGUACUUCGUGGAAAGCCUAAAAACACCGACCGGCAACAAAGCCAGCCAAACGUAUGUUGGCUAAAGGGAGUUGGAACUCAGGGUGAAGACUUUCCCCACAAUUGACAGCUGCGAGAACAGCCAAUGACAGAGCCAAGUAAACUUGGUAGUUUACAAAUAUGUAUGCAAUUCAAGCCUGCCUGUACAAGAAAAGGGAAAGAAGAAAAGGAAUUUACAGAAAUUAUAAAUAUAAGCAGAUAAAUAGGUAUAUUGGUAAGAUUUAGAAAUAAGUAGAUGUCAUCAUUUAUGUUUAAAUCCUUUCCCAGUUUUGCAGUAACCCUCCAUUCCUAAUCUUGUGGGUAAGAGGAUCUGAAUAGAAAUAAUAGAAUUGUUUUCGAGAUGGAAUUGCUUUAUCCUCACAUACUAGUUGAUAUUACAUCAUAGGAUAUAACACUGAUAUUGCAUACACAUAUUGAAACAUACACGUGUUGAAAGGUUCAAGUGCCAAAACUGAUAGAAAUUUUUCUUAAUUGUUUCAACCAAAGAUCCAUAUGUAUAAAAGCUGAAAACAAAACAAGGGAGUAUUAUCCUGGACCUGAACUUUGAAAGUGUCAGAGAGUACACAUGGUAUGAUAGUUGUGGGAUAUAAAAGCAAUUAUUUGUAUUACCCUUAACAGUUUGUCCAAAUAUAAAAUCUAUAAAUU